Messenger RNA from Drosophila busckii, 511 nucleotides. RefSeq names its product putative RNA polymerase II subunit B1 CTD phosphatase RPAP2 homolog. The transcript has 4 exons. Gene Ontology annotation, cellular component: cytoplasm; nucleus. Lineage: Eukaryota; Metazoa; Arthropoda; Insecta; Diptera; Drosophilidae. Gene Ontology annotation, molecular function: RNA polymerase II CTD heptapeptide repeat phosphatase activity; RNA polymerase core enzyme binding. Bases 36 to 482 code for a protein of 148 amino acids. The record is from RefSeq and is a predicted model, not a curated record.
GUCAGGAAUAAAUAACAUCACUAUAUAAGCAAAAUAUGACAACAGAAAAGAAUGCAGAAUUGCGUGAACAGUUAAUAGCGGCGGUGCUGAAAAAGCGCAAAGCUUUGGCCCGUGCGCAGGAAAUUGUGGUAACACUUAUGGAGCCGCACAUAGAGGAGUCGGCAUUUUUGGCUAUGCUCUGUGAAAUAGGACCUGAAAACUAUAAUGAUAUUGUAGAUGAAAGACAUAUAAACAAGCUAUGCGGCUAUCCACUUUGCUCUGCCACCGUAAUCAAAGUACCUACAAAACAAUAUCAGAUCUGCGCUGCUAAAAACAAAGUAUAUGAUAUAACUGAGCGCAAAAAAUUCUGCUCUGGCCAUUGCUUUAAGGCAUCCGAGUUUAUUAAGAGUCAAAUACCCACUUCCCCAUUGUGGUUGCGUGACAAGGAGCCAACGCCGCAUUUAAAACUAUUUUCGCAACCUGAUAAUGUUAAUGAUAAAUAAAUAAAUUACACUGUGUUAUUAAUUUAACU